AUGGCCAUACCUACGCUCAGGCGACUGCUCAGGAAGAACGAACUCUUGCAUGCUGUCUCGGAGGCUGGGGUCAAGGCAAUCGAUCUCAUCUACGCUGAGGAAUCGUUUGCUCUGGAGGAGAACAAGAUCUCCAUUGCUAUGGAUAUUCUCGUCAAGAAGGCCUCUCUGUCAGCCACAGACUGA
Messenger RNA from Coniophora puteana RWD-64-598 SS2, 183 nucleotides. RefSeq lists its product as uncharacterized. Lineage: Eukaryota; Fungi; Basidiomycota; Agaricomycetes; Boletales; Coniophoraceae. The coding region runs from base 1 to 183 and encodes 60 amino acids. The transcript has 2 exons. The record is from RefSeq and is a predicted model, not a curated record.